Molecule: messenger RNA, 504 nt
Organism: Colletotrichum aenigma
Lineage: Eukaryota; Fungi; Ascomycota; Sordariomycetes; Glomerellales; Glomerellaceae
Exons: 1
Coding region: 1-504 (167 amino acids)
Source: RefSeq, a predicted model, not a curated record
AUGCUUAGAGAUGUCUGGAAGAAUCUGCUCAAUCCUGGCAGCGAAGACCGCGGAACCGCCAAAAUCCCCAAGCAAAUAUCAGACAGCCUGUUGUGCUCUAAACUAGACGAAACCCUUGGAACCGCCAAAAAGUCUAAGAAGAAAUUAGGAAGACUGCUACGCUCUCAACAGAAUUCUAUUCCCGAGCCCCCCGAUCGCAAGAAGCAAUUCGAAACCCCGCAGCAACCUGACUACUGGUUUCGAAGGAAGGCCCUCCGAAAAUACAUGGAGGUAUUCGCCUUGGCUGUCGUUGGCAAUCUGUUCCUCAUCGGUCCCAUGAUACUCAUGGUACUGAAACCAGGUCUCAUCACCUCACUCGUAAUUACAUCGGUCUGCGUCACGAGCUUCGCGGCGGUCGCUCCGAUGUUUUUGGACAAGAUAGGCGAAGUUGUGUCCGCGACAGCUGCUUAUGCUGCAGUUCUGGUGGUGUUCGUGGGUACUAGCGGAGGAGGCUCUAGCGUUUGA